AGGCUGCAGCUCGGUGUGGGCCUAUUCAGACGUGCGUAAAGCCUGAAGGUCGGAGAGCUGCGUGCGUCAGAUCCACUGCAGGCUACUGAGGCGGCAUCAGCUUGAGCAAGGCAUUUCUCUUUUUACCCCGACAAACCUUCAGGGGGCUUUUAGCAUUUGUUCAGUCUGCAGUCUCUGGAAAACAUCUGAUUCAUUUUUUAACCAGUCCCAGAUGCGCCAGUGUGAGAGUGUGUGUGCAUGAGCGCGGCAGUGCGAGUUUUGUCAGCGCAUGAGAAUUUGGGGAGAAUAUCUGCCGUCUAGAGAAGGGGAGGGAGACAAGUAUCGUGUGGAUUUUUUUUUUUAUAAUAACUUUUUUAGGUAUGAACGCAGACACGUGCGUCUCAUACUGCGAUAUGACAUCGAUGGAUUCUUAUUAUAGCACAUCUACUGCGCAAGGUAGAGAUCACCAAGCGACUUUUCCGACCACUGAAACCAAAUACAGCACCACGUUCAUUCCGGGGAAAGGGCAGGCUUACGGAGAGAAGUCCCGGAGUCCUUUCCAGCCAGAGUGCCACUCGCUGGAUGGCGCUGAGGAGGGCACCUUCAGCAAAUACCAGCUCUUCAUGCAGCGACCGACCUGCAAAACUCCACCCGAAGGCAGCAAGUUGCACCCGGACAGCGGACACAACGGAACCCUCAUCUCCUGCUAUGGAAAAGACAACAGCGGCCUGACAGAGUCUGAGUUGCCCCCGAGCGUCAACCCUCCUGGGAUGGAAGGCAGCUACCUGAACCUGAAGGAACCCGGCGUGAAGGGGCCGAGCGAGCGCCCAGGGUCGGACCUCUCCAGCCCUCUGGACAAAAGUGAGGCAGAGAGCAACAAAGGCAAGAAGAGACGCAACCGCACCACAUUCACCAGCUACCAGCUGGAGGAGCUGGAGAAGGUUUUCCAGAAGACACACUACCCAGAUGUUUAUGCCCGCGAGCAGCUGGCACUGAGGACAGACCUGACGGAGGCUCGUGUACAGGUGUGGUUCCAGAAUCGCAGAGCCAAGUGGAGGAAGAGGGAGCGUUUUGGCCAGAUGCAGCAGGUCCGCACGCACUUCUCUACUGCAUAUGAGCUGCCUCUGCUCACUCGGCCCGAGAACUACGCACAGAUCCAGAACCCUUCGUGGAUUGGGAGCAGCAGCGGAGCGUCUCCGGUGCCUGGCUGCGUCGUUCCUUGUGACUCCGUUGCCUCCUGCAUGCCUCCUCACCCCCAUGGUCCCGGAGGCGUCUCUGACUUCCUGGGUGUGCCCAGCCCGGGGAGCAGUCACAUGGGACAGACACAUAUGGGCAGCCUGUUCGGGGGUGCUGGGAUUGGCGGGGGAAUCAAUGGCUAUGAUCUCAAUGUUGAUCCAGACCGCAAGUCCUCCAGUAUAGCUGCGCUGCGUAUGAAGGCCAAGGAACACAGUGCAGCCAUCUCCUGGGCUACAUGAUGCCCCGGCCCACUUGCACCCCACCCCCACGUGGAGCACGCUUUGGAGCAGCCAUCAGCGAGCACUGUGGGGGACGAGGGGAUUUUCCUGAGAGCACUAGUGAUAACACAGGUCAAAUGAACAGGGAGAGACUGUGGAGAUAACAGAGGCCAUUACAGCGACCAACGCAACCAAGAUAACUGUGACUAUGACAAUCAGCAGAUGCUGAAAGUGAGAGAGGUGUGACUCAGAUGAUGUUACUAGAUGUUCAUCCUUGAUUCCUUGAUCGCUCAGGUCUCAUUGAAAUAUGGGGUUUACACCGCAAUAAACUGGGUAACAUUCAUACUGAUGAAAGGUUUCAGUUAAAUAAGCAAACACAAACAUGGUUUACAAAAUAUCUUCAUACAAUAUAUGAAUUCAAUGCCAAACCCAGCCAUAUCAUGCAAUAUCUUCAUUUACACGACUGAGCUUGGUCCACAUUGUCUACUUCCUUCAUCAUGUUUUAUGUACCAUCCAUCCUGCCACACUCGCAUCAUUUAUGCGACUGCCACUUCAGACUCGUCUCUCAUACUGUAAAAAGGAGUAUAUUUCUGAAAAAUGUUUGCAUUUUUAAAGCUUUAAAAAAAAAAAAAAAAGUCCACUCAAUGAAAUCUCCAAUGCGAAAAAAGUGCUGAAAGUUUUUUUUUUUUUUUUUUGUCUCUUUCUAGUGCAAACUAAAAUUCUAAAAGAAAACACUAAUGUUGUCUGAGCCUGUUGGGAACAGUUUAUGUUCCUGCAAAGGACAGAGAUUUAAUGCAACAAGUGAAUGGUGUUCAAUUGAGCAAGAACAGAUAUGGGCUCCAAGUUUAGCCUGGGUGGAGGGCAGGUAUUGGAUUGGCAGCAAUCUCAAACCAACUUGUCAUUUCCUCUCGCAGGGCUGCCUCCACAGGUUCCCCUACUAGGCUCAGGCCUCAGGUUACAGGAAACACUGUCUCCACUGGCAGACAAGGCGCAGCAAUGCACAGCAGCAAAUGCACAGCAGCAAUGCACAGCAGCAACCUUCAACACCGUCUUACCAGGCCUGCUUCAAUCAGCAACCAACACGACUAGACACACUUAAUUACCGUCAACGUGAGCCGUCCUGCCCUUCAAACACCACAGAGCAUCACAGCGUGUAUGCUGAGCACAUACUGCACACAUGCUGAAAUAAUCAAUGCAUGGUCAGAAGUGGGCUCAGCAGAGAUGAGUCUUGGAUUGGUAGUUUGCACACAGAACCCGUCACAUGCCAGAGACUGCAGGCCAAAUCAGUGGCCCUAAUCGUCCUGAACAGCGUUCUGCAAUGUUCGGGUAAUGUGAUGACAUUAGAGCUGGACUGCAGGAAUGUGGUGAGCAUGACCAGUGAUUGCAGGGGUAUCUGCCUGUGUUACCCCGUCGGGAUAGGCUUGUCACCAGAGCUGGGCUCCAGGCUGAGGGCUAGAGACAGGCUUCAUUAGUCUUUUGGCUGAUCCUUCUAUGACGCCUUCUGGGCUACAUAUCCGUUUUCUUUCCCUUGUGUGGAUGAUGGCAGGAAAAUCCAAUAUGACGUCUUUCAAUAUCCUGUUGCCCAAAACCCAAAGAAAAUCUGUUUAUUGGAAUGAAAGAAAAGGAAAAAAGGCAAAUUGAAGAGCGUGGUUGGCAUUUUUUGUUUAAAAAAUGACUUCAGAUGAUUAACUCCUUUUAAAUAUAUAGAAAUUGUUGAUGAAUUUUCUGACAAGCCAAUUGCUGCAGUUCUAUCUUAAAAUCAAUAAAACUCUUCCUUUAAACUGCAGAUUUUUUUUCUUUAUUUGUAAAAGAAAGGUUGCUUAAUGAUCUCUACUAGCACUGAAAAGUUCCUUCAGCCAGGAUAUAAAUUGUACCAAUGAAGCCUUCCCCCAUCUACACUCAGUACGUUAGGUGACAACAGGUGAUUACUUCGAUGCUUACGCAGUCUCUAUAUUCCUCACAGAGGGAUUUUCUGGAUGUACUCAAAUAAAUGUCAACUAAUGAAGAGACAAAGGCCUUAAAAAAUGACCAAAGAUCAAAAUAUUACCAUCAAAAUGUAAAGAUGAAAGAAGGACGUUGUCUAGAAAAAUGAAUGCAUAGCUUCACGUAUGGCACAGGUUGACUGUGUGCCGCUGGUCCUCUCAGUGCUUCACUCCUCUGCAGCUCCGUCCAUGUUGAUACUACUGAAAUAAAGCAAUUGAAAUCCAUGUUUUUAAUGUUGUAUUGUGUGAAUGUGAACAAUAUGAAUUAUAUUGUUCUUUUGCUUGUACAUUUGUUUGCUUACUUGUCAAAUAAUGGACCUCCAGAGAUAAACCAAUGAUGUAUUACAGCAACAUUGCCAAGAAAUGUAAAGUUUUAUUAUGUGUGUUAUUUGGAAUAGGAGCUCUGGACUUUUACCAAGGUUGAAAUUGCUUUCUAAUUUUUUUUUAUGGCUUUAAGCAGCUUUUUAUAUAUUAAUCAAGUAUUUCUAAUUCUGAUUGUGCCAAUGCAAUAAGUUAUUGCACUUACAGUGUUGGAGAAGUGUUUUUUAAAAAUAUUUUUGACUUCCACUGGGCCUCUUUUCCAAAGCCAGAGGUUGCGUGGCUUUUUGUCCCAGCAGUUGAAAACUGUCUCCUAAGCCCGUCCAUAUUUAGCACCAUGAACAGCAUGACUGAGGUCUGCUCAAGGUGCUGGACAUUUGUUUGUACAGAAGUAACUUGCCGUUUCUGUGGAAGAUGGUUUUGAAGUGAUUUUGAAAUAAAUGGAUCUCCAAUGGUUGAA
This is a messenger RNA of Amphiprion ocellaris (clown anemonefish), 4193 nucleotides long. It is a transcript of the gene alx4b, whose product is annotated as ALX homeobox 4b. Bases 360 to 1454 code for a protein of 364 amino acids. Gene Ontology annotation, biological process: regulation of transcription by RNA polymerase II. Lineage: Eukaryota; Metazoa; Chordata; Actinopteri; Pomacentridae. The transcript has 4 exons. Gene Ontology annotation, molecular function: DNA-binding transcription activator activity, RNA polymerase II-specific; RNA polymerase II transcription regulatory region sequence-specific DNA binding. The record is from RefSeq and is a predicted model, not a curated record.